UCUCAAUAAAAAUUAUAGAGCAAAUGACUAGUUUUGGUUUUUGUGGGAAAACGGUCCCAGCAUAUUCUGUAAUAACCCACACUCAAAGCUAGAUACCUGUGAAAAAACUGACGUGUUUUAAAUGGAACAGGAGGCCUCUCUGACACACCCAUCAAUGUUUAGCAAUCUUAAUUCACAAUCUUAAUGAGCUUUAAAAAAGUGUCAUAUUUUAGCUGUGAAUCACUUCACAUUAAACUCUGUGAUUUUCCUGCCAGAGUUAUCUUUAGUAAACACUAUGUAUUGGCAGCCAGAUUUGGAGUGAAGUGAAUGUGAGUGAAGCUGGAAGCAGAUUCUGCAGGAAACCCAAAGGUUGGAGGGGGGUUUUCUGAGCGUCGGAGUCUUAGGUCUCUCAAUACCUCCUUUGACACUCCUGGCCACACUGUUCCACCACGCCCAUUACAGCGACUCACUCGGAACUGCUUGGGAAUCAGUGACUUGGUUCUGGAGGCUGAAGUUGGAAAUGAAGGUCUCAGCAGGGUGAGUUCUUCUGAGGGCGCCGAAGGAGAAUCUGGUAGGUGCGUCUCUCCUGGUUUCUGCUGGUUAAUGGCAAUAUUUGAUGUUCUGUGGCUUGUGGAAGCAUCUCCCUCAUCUCCACCUUCAUCUUUACGUGGUGUUCUCUGUGUGUGACUGUCUGUGUCCAAAUUUUCCCUAAUUGUAAGGACAGCAGGGAUAUUGUAUUAGCGGCCCACCCUACUUCAGUAUGACCUUCUGUUAAUGAAUUAUCUCUGCAAAGAUCCUAUUUCCAAAUAAGGUCACAUUCUGAGGUAACUGGGGUUAGGACUUCAGCACAUGAAUUUCAGGGGAACGUAAAUCAACCCAUAACAGUGAAGAUUUAUUAACUCACUUUAGGAAGCUGAUAUUUAUUUAGGAAGUAAAUGUUUAUUGAGCAUCCAUGAUGUGACAUGCAUGAGGUAUUGAGAUUUAAACAGAUAGGCUUAAAUAUUUUCCUGUAUCCAAGUCACUUUCAGUAAAGAAGUAGAGAGACAUAACUUAAUAACUAGAAUACGACAGAGCUAUAUGAAGGCAUUUACGAGGAAUAGAGUUGGUACCAAGAAAGGGGAUGCUGGUGAAGCCUGCUUUUUAGGGGAGGUGUCAGGGAAAUGUCACUGAGGGGGAUACAUUUGGGCUGCAUAUCAAAGCGUUAAGAGGAGCUCCAGGGCAGUCUGGACAGAAAGCACGGCGUGGAGAUCUGACAUGAAAGGGUGUGUUCGCAGGACUUUAAGCCAUCUUAUACGGGAGAGUGGUGUCUACUGGGAGGUGAUGGAUUGCCACUGUGAAGUUUCAAGUGUUGGAGUGAAACUACUGGACUUGUGGUUUUGAGAAGUUCUACCUGACAGUCUGAUGGCUGGCAUGGAGCUGGAAUGUCAGUUUCAUCUGGAAAAGAGGCCAUUGAAACCAUGCAUUUGUGUUCAAGUAAGAAAGUAUAUCCAAGUCACAAAGAAGCAUCAUUUGGCUUUUGGAGACAUGGGCAGCUUCAUUUCUCAUUUGUUCAUUCAGAACUCUCCGCUAGGCUUCUAAAUGCCACAUCCUGUCCAGAAUGAUGAAAGAUACAGAAAAUGGUGCCUGCUGACCUUCUGGAGUUAUUGACUAGUGAGAAAGUGAUUCCUGACAGAAUCAUCAUUUUUGGUAAACAAACCAAGCCCAGAAUCUGAUAAUUGUGAAGCACUCUACACUGACAGUUCUUUGAAACAAAUUUCCUCCUGGCAUUUACACUGUGGCUUUAGCUUUCAAACCGGAGGGUCCUCUUACCCAGCAAAAAAUGGCUUGCCCGAAGAUGAGAUUGAUAUAUAUUUGCCUUCUGGUUUUGGGGGCUCUUUGUUGGUAUUUUAGCAUGUACAAUCUGAAUCCUUUCAAAGAACAGCCCUUUCCUUACAAGAAAGAGGACGGGCCCUUCCUUAAGCUCCCAGAUACAGACUGCAGUCAGACACCCCCCUUCCUUGUUCUACUGGUGACCUCAUCCCACAAACAGUUCGCUGAGCGCAUGGCCAUCCGGCAGACGUGGGGGAAAGAGAGAAUGGUGAAGGGAAAGCAGCUGAAGACAUUCUUCCUCCUGGGGACCACCAGCAGUGCGGCAGAAACAAAAGAGGUGGACCAGGAGAGCCAGCGACACAAGGACAUUAUCCAGAAGAAUUUCUCAGACGUCUAUUACAAUUUGACCCUGAAGACCAUGAUGGGCAUGGAAUGGGUCCAUCGCUUUUGUCCUCAGGCGGCAUUUGUGAUGAAAACCGACUCAGACAUGUUCAUCAAUGUUGACUAUCUGACCGAACUGCUUCUGAAGAAAAACCGAACAAGCAGGUUUUUCACUGGCUUCUUGAAACGCAAUGAGUCUCCCAUCAGGCAACCAUUCAGUAAGUGGUUUGUCAGCAAAUCUGAAUAUCCGUGGAACAGGUACCCCCCAUUCUGCUCUGGCACUGCCUAUGUGUUUUCCGGCGACGUGGCGAGUCAGGUGUACAAUGUCUCCAACAGCGUCCCAUACAUUAAACUGGAAGACGUGUUUGUGGGGCUCUGCCUCGAAAGGCUGAACAUCAGAUUGGAGGAGCUCCACUCCCAGCGGACCUUUUUCCCAGAGGGCUUACACUUCUCUGUGUGCCGCUUCAGGAGGAUCGUGGCCUGCCACCACGUCAAGCUCCAGGCUCUCCUGGACUACUGGCAGGCUCUAGAGAAUUCCCAGGAGAAAGAUUGUCCGCCUGUCUGAGAGGAGCUCAGAGGCACAUCCGGACAAGUUUCAGAUAACCUGUGGGGAUAGUGUUUACAAGAUUUUGGAAGAGGGGGUGGGACAGAGGAUGCCGUUCUUUAGUGCUGAAAUCCACGCCAGAAUGUCGGUGUCCAUGAAGCCACUGAUUAGUUCCCACUUAGUGCUCCAGGCAAUAAUAGGCACCCUGUCUCUUGGGCACGCACAGUCUCUAUACCAAGUGUUCGACAUACACCUGGAUUUUCGCAUUUCAGGGGUUAGUAUCCUAUGAUACCAUGGGUGUUACCAUCCCAAUUUUACAGGUAAGGAAACAGCAGCUGCGAGAGGUACAGAAACUUGUCCCCAGGCUCACAGCCAGUAGACAUAAGAGCAGGAAUGAAAAUCGAGCACUUUCAGAAUCUGGUGGGCAGCCCCUGACUUGAAUCACUCCCGUGUGCUGCCUCCCUUAGGAGGGGACAGUGAUGAUGAGGUCUCCGAGCCGGCAUCCUUCCGUCCCUAUCCAGAGUCCCCUCCACCUCAGCUCCCAGUCCUUGUGCUUUUUAGAGCUAAGCCUGGGAUGACCAAAUUCACCGCAGCUCCUUCAUUCACGGGGCUGGACGUAGCUGGGACCAAGUCCGUGUUACUGGCUCGGUACUCAACACAACCCAAGUUUCAUCCCAGGAAAUGUCCUCACAGUGGAUGCAGUUCACAUGCUGAGGAACGCCCAGCUCUGGACAGAGUUCUUAUAAAUGUAUAAAUUAGGCUCAGAAACCACUGCAGUCUGACCUGCUGUACAGGCUGCCCACACUGCUGACCUCGCUGGUGAGCAGCUUGUCACUUCUGAGCCAUCUGCUGCUCUCUUGUUUCUUCACCCCAGCUGUCCCUUGUUUUCGAUCAAUGGGGACCAGCCACUGCCCCAGGAGCACUUUAGGGCUCUCAGUUCAAACCGAAGGACAGUUGAACUCGGAUGUGUUUCAUGCGGGAUUCUGGGAGCUUUCUGGGAAUUCAGCUGGAGUCAAGUCAAGAUGCUCUCAAGGACCUUUCGGACACAGAGCCCCAAAGUGGACCCUGGUGAGGCAGGGGUGGUCCUGCGUCCACUUCCCAAGCCUGAGCCAAGCUCAUCUUCACUGAAUUUCUCAUUUGGCCGAGUAACAACUGAACUUCGUGGUUUGGUGUUUAGCCUUCAGUGUAUUCCGCUACCUCCCACCCAGAGGUUUGUGCGAGCCUGUUUUGCAGGGUUGUGUGAAACCAGGGCACUGCUUUGUAAGAAGUUGUGCCCAUUCAGCCACGGUCAUGUGACGUGCAAAGUAAUCCUGCUCCUAAUUAUAGAAAUGAUUUUUUUUUUUUUUUUUUUUACUUUACCACACUUUACUUUGUACUCAGAGAAGAGACCUCACAUGGCUGUGUCACAUAUAAAUGUUGGACUCAACUCCUACUUGAACUCAGGAAAAGUUACUUGCUGCAAAAUGGUUUUGACCAUGUUCAGUUGCAAAAGUACGUCUGAUGUUCUAUUUUGCGUACCAUUUCUUGUGUCUGGAUUAUGCUGCUGCUUUGUAGACGUGUUUCCUCAUCCUGGCCGCUCUGAACGCACUGGGUCAUGUUCAGAAAAGCCUCCUU
This is a messenger RNA of Chlorocebus sabaeus (green monkey), 4327 nucleotides long. Lineage: Eukaryota; Metazoa; Chordata; Mammalia; Primates; Cercopithecidae. The record is from RefSeq and is a predicted model, not a curated record.